AUGGCGACGUGGUCGCCACCAUCGUACAGCAGCAACCGCUUCCGCACGCUGCUAACUAUCCAUUAUCAUGUCACCGUUUUACUUAUCAAUCGGCCAAUGCUAGAUUCAAUCACUGAGCACGGGCUCGGACAAGACACGUUCCAUCCAUGUACUGGUGAGAUAUCAGUAGCCGUUGGAAAUGACUUUGCAGCAGUGAAGGAACUCGAAAAUAUCGUAUCCUGCAUAGCCAAAACAUGCCCAGAGUAUUUGGACAACAAUGCGGUCUGGUGGACCUGCAACUACUAUGUCUUCACGGCCGCCUUGCAUUUGUUUGCGAUACUUCUUGCGAGCUACCAAGACAAAUCCACCGUGCCAAACAGAUUGCCUGACUCGUUGGACGUUCGAAAAGCCGUGGCAUCAAGCUUGCAGACACUGGAAAGGAUUGAUAGAGGCAGCCUGAUGAGCCGGAAAGGCCGGCAGUGUUUGGAGAGAUUUCUGCAUGUGCUCGAGACGGUUGCGCCACAUACGGCAUCUGUGCCCAACGACAUGUCAUUCAAUGAUACUACGCUUACAGGCGCAUUUGAUGACAUGCUUGCACAGUUUGUCGCCGAACCCGCAUGCGACUUUGUUCUGCAAUCUAGCCAGCUAGGCUUCUUGGAUUCGGACAUGGGGUUUCCAGACUCUGGUUUUGGUGGCCAGCAGUCCUUUUGA
Messenger RNA from Alternaria burnsii, 690 nucleotides. RefSeq names its product cytochrome p450. Lineage: Eukaryota; Fungi; Ascomycota; Dothideomycetes; Pleosporales; Pleosporaceae. The transcript has 3 exons. The record is from RefSeq and is a predicted model, not a curated record. The coding region runs from base 1 to 690 and encodes 229 amino acids.